Messenger RNA from Thelazia callipaeda (thelaziosis nematode), 291 nucleotides. The record is from the annotation of a GenBank genome assembly. NCBI's taxonomy places the organism in Eukaryota, Metazoa, Nematoda, Chromadorea, Rhabditida, Thelaziidae.
AUGUUACAAUGGAAUCCAUGUGGAGAAGUGGAUCAAUCUUGUAUUCAAAGCGAGGAAAUUUGGGGUGGAACUACUUAUGCACUUGCUUCUUUCUACAUACUUAUGAACCAACGGAGACAAGGUUUUGAGACCGCUCAAGGCUGGUAUCAAAGUUGUUGGGAGAAGUUUGGUUUACAGUAUCAAACACCGGAAGCAAUUACAGAUAGAUAUUAUCGUGCGAUUGGAUAUAUGCGUCCACUGGCUAUUUGGGCUAUGCAGUGGGCAUUGGAAAUGAAAAAAUCGAAUAUGUGA